Molecule: messenger RNA, 1263 nt
Organism: Drosophila grimshawi
Lineage: Eukaryota; Metazoa; Arthropoda; Insecta; Diptera; Drosophilidae
Gene: slf
Source: RefSeq, a predicted model, not a curated record
GGUCUCGUCUCGUCUAGUUUUGUCUCCGACGCAACAUCGGAGUCUGAUUUGGACCCACUGAGAACGCAACUGAACUUUUGUGGUGUAUUUUGGUUAUAAGCGAACAAAAUAAAUAAAGAUGAAAGUCACUUUGGCGAUAGCGACUUUCUGCCUGGUGGCCGCCUGCGCCUCAGCGCAAAGGGGCAGAACCACAACAACCACAGGAACCAAGCCGGGUCGCUUCCUCUCGCUGCCCGUGCCCGCCAAGUGCUCUAGCCGCCCCAAGGAGUUCUCCUAUCGCGGCAAAAACAUGUUCCUAAGCACCCAUGUGCCGGCGCUGGCCAACAGGAAGGUCGACUGGUUGGAUGGCCGUAAUCUGUGCCGUGAAUACUGCAUGGAUCUCGUCGCCCUCGAGACCCAAGAGAAAAACAAUCUCAUCUUCCGUGUCAUCCAGCAGAAUGAUGUGCCUUACAUCUGGACAGCUGGACGUAUUUGCGAUUUCGCUGGCUGCGAGAAUCGUCCCGAUCUGGAGCCCAAGUCCGUCUAUGGCUGGUUCUGGUCCGCAACCCGUGAGAAGAUCCAGGCCACCAACCGCAUUCCACAGGGAUGGGGCUACAAUCCCUGGUCGCAGACCGGUCACAAGAAGCGUCCACAGCCCGACAAUGCCGAAUACGACAUCAACCAGACCAAGGAGCAGUGUCCGGUGUUGAACAAUGUCUAUAAUGAUGGCAUCGCAUGGCACGAUGUUGCCUGCUAUCAUGAGAAGCCCGUCAUCUGCGAGGAUAACGAGGAACUGCUGCGCUAUGUGGCGGCCACAAAUCCGGGCAUUCGUCUAUAAGUUUUGCUGAAGAUGUCCAAAUGCUUCUUCGUAUUGUUUGUGUAAUUUUAAAACUACUUAUUAUAAUAAUACUCCUUAAAUGAGUUUUUUUUGUAUAAUUUUGUUUAAUGUGUACGACGAAUGCAAGACAAAUAGACUUUAGAAUUUAUAAUUCCCCCGAUCUUACCACCUAUAUUUUACCACCACAUGUCCAAAAUUCACAAACUCUCCUCCUUUCGAAACUGCCAAUCUUAUCGACUAUCCUAAAAAACAAAAAAAAAAAACAAAGCACAAAACCAACAAAAAACCACAAAUUAUAUUUAUAAACCAAUUUUAAAAUGGUUAAGAGUAUUCACUGAAAUUUCGCUUCGCCUCAAAAUCUCACUAUUAUAUUUUGCCUUCCAAAACAAAGAGAUUGAAUAAAAUGUUGUAAAAAAAAUCCAUAAAAUAAAGAAUUAUAUAAUUUA